Molecule: messenger RNA, 948 nt
Organism: Closterium sp. NIES-65
Lineage: Eukaryota; Viridiplantae; Streptophyta; Zygnematophyceae; Desmidiales; Closteriaceae
Source: the annotation of a GenBank genome assembly
AUGCCCCUUAUUUCCCUCUUGCCUUCCCUCUUUUCCUUCCUAUUCUUCCUCUCCUCUUCCUGCUCCCCCACCUCCCCUCCCAAUUUUUCCCACCCAUCAUUCCCCUCCUCUUCCCGCGCUUUUCCCGCAACCCCCAUCCUGCUUCUCCCCAUCUCCCUCACCCACUCUCCUCCAGUGCAUAGCAGCAGGUCGCCCAGACACACCUGUGGUUCAGGGCGCCACAGCACCACUCUCAACCACACCAACUCCAGCACUAUGCCCACUUCCACUCAUGCUUCCACUGCUGCUACUGGUGCGGAUGGAGAGGGGAGGGUCGAGGGAGAGCAGGGGGCGGAGCAGAGGGCGUGGGAGUGGAUGUGUGAGGAGGUGGCGAGGAAGCCCGGGCAGAUCAGCAUCAUUCAGUUGGGGCCCAUGACCAACCUCGCCCGGUGCCCACCCUCACCUCCCCCUCCCCGCUUUCCUCCACCAUCCGCCCUUCCUCCUCCCUCGCUUCUUCCCGCCUUGCUCCCACCAGGCCCUCUCGCAUCGCCCCUCACUAGCAUCAGAGCUGGCGGGCAUCUGGGUGGUGGGGGGUUCAUUCUUCGCCCACUUGCACCACCCACUGCUGGCCCCCACCUCCCCCCUUCCCCUCACCAGGCCCUCUCGCAUCGCCCCUCACUAGCAUCUGAGGUGGCGGGCAUCUGGGUGGUGGGGGGUUCAUUCUUUGCCAGUGGGGAUGUCAACGCGGCUGCGGAAGAAAGCGUGAGUGCUGGGGGCAAAGGGUAUUGGGGGGAGUGGGGGGUGGCAGGAGGGAGGUGCAGCGAAGGGGGAAAGAAAGGGAAGGGCGAUGGGAUAGCUCGAUAUUACUCCAACUAUGCAUGUAUCUUCAUAUCUUCUCUUGAGACGUCUCAAAAGUCCCUCGCACUUCCUCUUCCCCUUCCUCUAUCUCCAAACUCCAACUAUGCAUAG